Cololabis saira (Pacific saury) is the source of this 1948-nucleotide messenger RNA. RefSeq names its product FOS like 1, AP-1 transcription factor subunit a (gene fosl1a). The transcript is spliced from 4 exons. The coding region runs from base 256 to 1293 and encodes 345 amino acids. The record is from RefSeq and is a predicted model, not a curated record. NCBI's taxonomy places the organism in Eukaryota, Metazoa, Chordata, Actinopteri, Beloniformes, Belonidae. Gene Ontology annotation, cellular component: nucleus. Gene Ontology annotation, molecular function: RNA polymerase II cis-regulatory region sequence-specific DNA binding; DNA-binding transcription factor activity, RNA polymerase II-specific. Gene Ontology annotation, biological process: regulation of transcription by RNA polymerase II.
CAUGCAUGACUCAGGAGGUAGAGGUAGACUGAAUAUCGUUUUCUUAAGUUUUACGUUGAUUUGAAGAUACGGCGACGCGAUUUUUCCUUCCUCGCUCCCCCUUAAACUUGUACUCGUUUGGUCUCUACCGAUUUACGGAAAUAAGGUGGGCUUUCUCCGAGUUUGAAUUAGGGCACAGUACUCAACCUGAAAGUGGGGAGUUGCACGUUUUAUAGCCGCAGCUGGAUUCACUUGUCUUUUCUUUGAGCUGAAAGGAUGUAUCGAAACUUUGGGAGUCAGGGAAGAGGCAACCCUCCGUACAGAGGCAGCGGCUCCGGGGCCAACCCGGCAUCCCUGGGAAGCAGCAGCACGUCCACCACGCAGCAGGAGCAGAAGUUUACAAUGGCAGGCAGCAGUCAUUUUGUUCCAAGCCUAAACGCCAUCACGACCAAUCAAGACCUCCAAUGGAUGGUCCAGCCAUCCAUUAUGCAUCCUCCAGGACCUUCACGAUCACCGGUGCCUCCUUACCCAAGCUUCCUGGGGGUACGGCCACUGGGUCCGCCACAUUCCCAGUCCAACCUUCUCAGACCCAGGGUCAUAAGAGCACCUGCACAUACUCCACCUUCCACAAGGCGCAGGAAUGAUGAACAUAUGUCACAGGAGGAAAUGGAAAGACGCAGAGUAAGAAGGGAAAGGAAUAAACUGGCAGCAGCAAAAUGUCGCAAUCGUCGUAGGGAGCUGACAGACACGCUGCAAAGUGAAACUGAGGAUUUGGAGGAUGAAAAGUCACGUCUACAGAAAGAAGUUGCUGAUUUACAAAAGGAAAAGGAGAAGCUGGAGCUGGUCUUGGAAGCUCACCGUCCCAUUUGUAAAAUAGAAGACUCAGAUUCAGAUUCUGACCCAAAUCCAUCAAGCUCUUCCUCUUUGGGAGCCAUCAAAUUGGAGCCAGAGGAAUCGAGCAGACCAGGACCCUCCACCAAACUGCGAGUAAAGAUGGAGAAGCCCAAACCGAAGAUAACCAUCCCAAGCAAGCCUCCAACAUCUACCGCCUCCACUUUUACCACUGAGUCAGAGUCACUCCACACCCCCAUUCUCACAUCAACUCCCUCCCUCCUGUCCUUCGCAUCUAGUAUGGUUUUCACUUAUCCACCCGGCUCUUCAGAUGCCAGCUCCUCCAUCGGGGCCCAGGCUACAUCUCAUCAGGGGCACGUCCACCAGUCCCCAAGGCCAUGUGGAGUUGCUCAUCGCCGUAGCAGCAGCAGUGGCGACCAAUCGGAUCACUCUCUGCACUCGCCGACCGUCCUCACUCUGUGACCGCAGCUCUUGGCAAAACACUAAAUGUCAUUUCAGUGCAGUUGUGAUACAUUUGACAAGAAGUAUCCCUGGGAAGUGUGAUGGGGGAAAAAAUGUAAUAAGCAUUUCAGAAUAACCAGCUGCUUAAUUUUAACUCUCUCUCUUUGUGGCAUUAUAAGAACAUACAUUUGACACUUUUUUAGCUUUUAUACAGGUCUUUUUAUGUCCAAUUUUAAAAGCCAUAAGAUGGAAUGAAUAUGUUUGAUGUUUAUAUUGAAAGUAGUGCAUGCAAAACGUAUACUCUAAAGAAAUAUUCAUGCUUUACAGAAAAGACUGUGACAAUACAUCUAAUAAUAUAUUAAGCGUAAUACUUGUUAAACUAUGUCAUGAAACACUUUAUAUUAGCCCUCAACAAAGAGAUAGAGUACUUAAAAAUAAUGGUCCUUACUAUUGGUUUGGAUCUUUGAAGAUUCUAGAUAUGUAUACUAAUUAUUGACCACUAAGGCUGGACCAUAGGAGUUGAUAUGGAUUAUACAAUGACUCAUAUUUAUUAAGAGUUUAAUAUAUUUUUGGAAAUGUUAGGAUUGUCUUUUUUCUGUGGGCAGUGCCUUACUUUUGUCUUUUGUCAGGACUUUGCAAAGAAUAAAAAAAAACUAAGGUUUUGGUUCAAAACAAA